GAGCACAUGCACGCAUGAGUCCUCUGUCACGUCUGGUGGUGUCUGUAGUUCACUGGCAGACUGUGGGCUGUGAAGGACAGGAAGAUGACUUACUGCAAUGCAAUCGCACCGUCUGGAACGGGGGAGAGUGUGAGAAUCGCCAAGCGGCUGCUGUUUCUUGCAUGCCGGUGGAGACUUCAGUGUUUGUCCCAGUGCGGCUAUCUGGUGGUCCAUCGGCAUAUGAGGGCAGAGUAGAGGUGUAUCAUGCAGGACAGUGGGGCACAGUUUGUGAUGACCAAUGGGAUGAUAACGACGCUGAGGUGGUCUGCAGGCAGCUGGGGUUAGGUGGCAUUGCGAAGGCUUGGGUGGGAGCGUAUUUCGGCGCAGGCUCUGGGCGUGUGUUUUUGGAUGAGGUGAGCUGCACCGGAAAUGAGCUUUCAAUAGAGCAGUGUCCAAAAACUGCCUGGGGGGAGCAUAACUGUGACCACACAGAGGAUGCUGGAGUGUCCUGUGUACCACUUACAGACGGUGCAGUGCGUCUGGUUGGGGGUGUAAAGGGUUAUGAAGGGAGACUGGAGGUCCAUUACAGAGGACAGUGGGGGACUGUGUGUGAUGAUGGCUGGACACAGACUAACACACAGGUCGUCUGCAGGCAGCUGGGUUUCAGGUCAGGGGAGAGUGUAUCAGCAGGGCGGUUUGGGAUAGCGGCAGGUCCUGUUCUUCUGGAUGAUGUGCGCUGUACUGGAAAAGAGCCCACGGUCACACACUGCAGCCGGAGGGGUUGGUUUAAACAUGACUGCACUCACAGACAGGAUGUAGCCAUUGUGUGCAGCCCCCAAUGCUCCAGACAUGGAGUACCCAACAGUUUACCUGUGAGGCUGGUGGGCGGAGAGAAUGAGAGAGAGGGGCGUGUAGAGAUCCUGGUGGGUGGCCAGUGGGGGACGGUGUGCGAUGAUGGAUGGACGGAUCGGGACGCAGAAGUGGUGUGCAGACAGCUGGGUUACAGUGGGCUGGCUAAAGCUCGUGUAAUGGCAUAUUUCGGAGAAGGCGAAGGUCCUAUCCACAUUGACAAUGUAAAGUGUACAGGCGGGGAGCAUUCCCUGACUGACUGUAUCAAACAGCCAUUCGGGACACACAACUGUCGCCAUAGUGAGGAUGCCGGUGUUAUUUGUAACUAUGGGUUACAGCAGGAUUCUCCUGGGGUCAAAGAGGCAGUUGGCUCCAUGUGUGGUCUAAGACUCUCUCACACACGUCAGAAGAGAAUUAUAGGAGGAGAAAACUCUCUACGUGGUGGCUGGCCGUGGCAGGCAGCUGUGCGUUUACGGGGUUCUCAGGCAGAUGGACGCUUGGUAUGUGGAGCUACUUUGAUCAGCAGCUGCUGGAUCCUCACUUCAGCUCACUGCUUUAAGAGGUAUGGGAACAGCACAGGGCUGUAUAAAGUUCGUGUUGGUGAUUAUCACUCUCUGGUCCCUGAGGAGUAUGAGGAAGAGUAUGCCGUGGAGAAGAUCGUCCUUCACCCACGCUACCAUGCAGACAGUAGUGACUAUGACCUGGCACUUCUGCGUGUUUCUGGACACAGAGCUCACAGGGGUGUCACGGGCCAAUGCGUCACACUGAGCCGAUCAGUGCUGCCCGCUUGUUUACCAGUGCGGAGAGAGAAAGUGCCAAAGGGCAUUGCCAACUGCUACAUCACAGGCUGGGGAGAUACAGGUCGUGCAUAUUCCAAAACUCUCCAGCAGGCCUCCAUUUCUGUGUUGAGCAAGCGUCAGUGUGAGCAGCGCUACUCGGAGCAGUUCACCAAUCGUAUGCUGUGCGCCGGCUCGUCCCAUGAUGCCCAGCGUGUGGACUCCUGCCGUGGCGAUAGCGGUGGUCCGCUGGUGUGCGAGAGGCCAAGCGGGAGCUGGGUUGUUUAUGGGGUCACAUCAUGGGGUCACGCGUGUCGCCUGCAGGAAGCACCCGGGGUAUACACCAAAGUCUCCGCCUUUGUGCCCUGGAUUAAGAAAGUUAUUGGCCAGUAGAAAAUUAUGGUGAACAAAAUAGUAUUCUGACUUUGUGGGCAUAAACAAUGAAGCACAUUUUAGAUAAUAUUUUGAAAACUAUUUCUUAACACUAGCUGAAAUUACCUUUUAAACAAGUCUUAAAUGCCAGAGAGAAAGGCUACGCUUUGCUUUAAAGGGGCUAUAUGUACGCAUUUUCAUGUAUUUUAUUGCCAUUGUGAGGUUUAUGAAAGGUUGUAGACUGAUACUGUAGUUGUGAAGGACACAAAAGGAUAUGGUGUUUACAAACGCUCCUGAGAGCCUCUCUUUUCUUCUUUGGCACAUGAACGAGUGCUAUAAAAAUGCUUAAGAUCAUGCUGAAAGAGCCGUACUGUAAUGUCAAUGUGUCAAACGAAGAAAGGAGAUUCAUUUAAAUCACAUCUUGUGGAUGUUUAGUCUGUAGUAGGGAUGUACGAUGUUGAUUAAUUAAUUUAAUUAACGUUAAAAGUAAACCUUUGUGACUAGUCUAACAAACCCACAGACUGUUGAAAAACAGUAUUUAUGGUAUAUAGACUCACUGAACACUUUAUUAAGUAGCUACACCUUACUAUACCAGGUUGGACCCACUUUUGCCUUCAGAACUGCCUUAAUCCUUUGUGGCAAAGAUUUCACAAGGGACUGGAAAA
Molecule: messenger RNA, 2641 nt
Organism: Danio rerio (zebrafish)
Lineage: Eukaryota; Metazoa; Chordata; Actinopteri; Cypriniformes; Danionidae
Source: RefSeq, a predicted model, not a curated record